This is a messenger RNA of Mesorhabditis belari, 456 nucleotides long. The record is from the annotation of a GenBank genome assembly. Lineage: Eukaryota; Metazoa; Nematoda; Chromadorea; Rhabditida; Rhabditidae.
AUGCCAGCAACGAAGAGAGCCCGGCGUUACGGAGGGCCACGCGUGAAAGGAAUUGAGAAACAACACGAAUCACCUAUCGAAUCUCGGAACAACUACAGUAUGUCCUAUCAAAUCAGCCCGGAUAACAUGGAAAAUUUGAAACUACACCAGCCAGCUGAUAUUGAUCACAACCACAUCCGCCAUGAAGCGCUCGAAGCCCAAUCUUCCUCUAUUAACCAUGAAGCUCAAAUGGCUAAAUGUCUUUUCGAGCAAUGUCCCUCUCAUCUGGAAAUUACGGGGCCAGCACAUCUCUUUGACCACAUGAUCACUCAUGCGUCGACUCGUCGUUUUCGAUGCUCUGAAUGUGGCACCCCGAAAAAUAGACGCUCCGCCUUCAAAGAGCAUAAAGUGAAUCGCAUAAAAUGUCGCGGAGAAAUGAUCGAUGAGAUAAACUUAAAAAUGAUUGAGGAAAAUGCA